AUGGAGAACUUACCUUUAGAAACCACUGAAAAUAUACUUUCUCGCUUGCCAAUGGUCUUAAAAAUACAAUCUAGAGAAGUAUGCAAAACAUGGCGAACUUUGGUACCUAAACCCAAUAUUGGUUUAAUCUACGGGGCUUUACAGGGAAACCCUGCUCUUCCAAACCCACUCUUCGGACACAGAAGAACCAAAGUUGAAGCACAAUUCUACUUUUCAGAACAGAAUACUAGUAAGGUUAAUGACCACACGGGAACAGUUACAAAGUUAAAACACAUAAUCUUGCCAUUAUCACCUUACUCCAAAAGUUUCAUGGUUGGUUCUUGUCACGGUUUAGUUUGUUAUGCCAGUUACUCCAGUUCAAGAGCACGUGAAAAAAAAAUCCAAGUCCCAAGAGUAUUGAAACCCUGGCCUUCAAAAAGAAAGACAAAAGAAAAAAGAAAAAUCUGUAUUUGCAAUCCUGUCACUGGAGAGCAAAUUCAAUGGAAGGAUGAUGCUUACGCAGAAGACGCGAUUGGAAUUGGUUACAAUCGUUCAAAUAACGAGUACAAAUUUGUUAGAAUUCUGCAGGAUAAAACCUUUCACGUGAAUACCCUCCGGAAUGGUACUGUGUGGAGAAACAAACCAAGUAAGAUAAAUGCAAAUGAAAUAUGCUUUAAACCCCGAUUGGAUGCUUUACCAUCAGUGGGUGUUUUAGCAAGUGGAGCUCUUCACUGGAUGGAUAAGUCUGCGACUGUAGUAGCUUUUGAUUUGAAACAUGAGACAUUUAAAUUGCUCCCACCAAUACCUUCUGCAGUCUGGGACGGUAAUGUGGAUCUCAUGGUAUUGAGAGGGAAUUUGUGUGUUCUACAAGUACUUCCCAGUAAACAUUUCAGGAUAUGGCAGUUGGAGAAUAGGAAGACUGUCAAAUAUACACAGAAACAUUCCCGUUGGUUUAUGAAGUUUAGUAUAGCAUGGGAAGACUGGAGGUGGUUAGAGCGAGUUGCGCUGCCAAAGAGCGACAAGUAUUUCUUGUGGUACAAUGCUAUUCUCUCUUGUUAUGACCCUGAAACUAAGACUUUGAAAAAGCUAGAGGAGACUUUGAAAACUUAA
Messenger RNA from Papaver somniferum (opium poppy), 1089 nucleotides. Its product is annotated as F-box/kelch-repeat protein At3g23880-like. The coding region runs from base 1 to 1089 and encodes 362 amino acids. NCBI's taxonomy places the organism in Eukaryota, Viridiplantae, Streptophyta, Magnoliopsida, Ranunculales, Papaveraceae. The transcript has a single exon. Gene Ontology annotation, molecular function: protein binding. The record is from RefSeq and is a predicted model, not a curated record.